This is a messenger RNA of Cyanistes caeruleus (blue tit), 565 nucleotides long. Lineage: Eukaryota; Metazoa; Chordata; Aves; Passeriformes; Paridae. The record is from RefSeq and is a predicted model, not a curated record.
UCAGCCCCGCGGCCCCCGCCGCACCCAGUGCCCUGUUAAAGCUCCACUGAGUCGUUUCUGCCCCUGCCCUGCUUCUCCUGAGGCGCCCAGCGAGGGACUAAAACAGUCACAGAGCGUUUGUCAAGUAUAUUGCCUUCAAAGCAGUCGGGUGGCGGAUCCCCGACUCCAGCAUCGCGCAGGUUGUCCUCGAGUCUCCCCAGGCACUUUUUUGCCCAGAGAAUCCAAGAAGGACCAUUCUCCCCGGCUACAGUAACAUGGAUACACAAAAGGAUGUUCAGCCUCCAAAGCAGCAGCCAAUGAUUUACAUUUGUGGAGAAUGUCAUACAGAAAAUGAAAUAAAGGCAAGAGAUCCUAUCAGGUGCAGAGAAUGUGGCUACAGAAUAAUGUACAAGAAAAGGACAAAAAGAUUGGUGGUUUUUGAUGCUCGAUGAUGUCUGCUGACAUCAUGUGACUUAAUGAUGUAAUCUUUCUGAUAACUUUGUUCUGUAAAACUGUUUGUGUGUUAAUGCACACUCUUACUUGUGUUUUAAGAGUUCGAAAUAUUAAAGUUUACUGUAAUACUAAA